AUGGAGAAGAAGACCAAAUUUUGUUGUCGGCCGAUGAUAGCCAUCGUGGUACUGACGCUGGCAACGACGGAAUAUCCGGCGAGAGUGAGAGCAGUCAACUGUAACCCGAUGGAGCUGAGCCCAUGCGUGGAGGCCAUGACUCUAGCUGCGGCCGGAGAGGCCACGGUGCCUCCGGUGAUGUGUUGCCGUAAGCUGAGGGAGCAGCGGCCCUGCAUGUGUGGUUUCAUCAAUGAUCCCAACCUCCGUCAGUUCAUCGGCUCUCCCGUUGCUAUGGCCGUCGCUGCCUCCUGCGGCCGCCCUCAUCCCCACUCUUAG
Tarenaya hassleriana is the source of this 315-nucleotide messenger RNA. RefSeq names its product non-specific lipid-transfer protein 2-like. Lineage: Eukaryota; Viridiplantae; Streptophyta; Magnoliopsida; Brassicales; Cleomaceae. Gene Ontology annotation, biological process: lipid transport. The record is from RefSeq and is a predicted model, not a curated record. The coding region runs from base 1 to 315 and encodes 104 amino acids. The transcript has a single exon.